Molecule: messenger RNA, 2388 nt
Organism: Monoraphidium neglectum
Lineage: Eukaryota; Viridiplantae; Chlorophyta; Chlorophyceae; Sphaeropleales; Selenastraceae
Exons: 4
Coding region: 1-2388 (795 amino acids)
Biological process (GO): regulation of DNA-templated transcription
Molecular function (GO): DNA-binding transcription factor activity; DNA binding
Source: RefSeq, a predicted model, not a curated record
AUGGACGGCGCCGAGGGCAAGACACGCCACAGGGGCGUCUUCUGGGACGGGAAGAACCACCGCUGGCGCGCCCAGGUGGGCUACAAGAACAAGAAGAUAUUUCUGGGAUACUACCACAACCCGGACGAGGCGGCUGUGGCCUACGAUCGGAAGGUGGUGGAGCUGCACGGCACGCUGGCCAAGACCAACUAUCCCAUAGAGGAGUACCUCUCAGAAAUUGUUCUGACGGCCGGCGAGCGCCGCACCCCGCGCCCGCGCGCACCGGGCGGCGCGCAGCGCCGCCCGGGCGGCGGCAGCGCGGCGGCGGGCGCCAAGCGCAAGGCGGGAGAGGUCAGCCAAGACUGUGACGACGCCGGCACUGGCGCCCGCAUCGACGCACGACUGCAGGUGCUCGCCGCGCCCCCAGACCUGUUCAUCGCCGCGCCCACCACCCACUUUGCGCCCACCGGCGCGGCCGCGGGCCUCCACCAGCCGCACACGGCGCCGCAGCCGCUGCAGCAGCAGCAGCCGCACCAGCACCAGCAGCACGUCUAUAUGUCAGCGGCGAGCGGGUUCACGACAGAGGGCGCUGGGGAAUACUGCGGCACACCAACCACGGGCGCGUACAGCAGCUUUGCGCUCAACCCCUCUUUUGCACGGGUCGUGCAGACACUGCAAACGCAGCAGGCGCAGGCGCAGCCGCAGCCGCAGCCGCAGCCGCAGCCGCAGCCGCAGGGUCACCAGCAGCAGGCGCCGCAGGCGAUGAUGCUGAUGCACCCGCAGCAGCAGCAGCAGCAGCAGCAGCAGCAGCAGCAGCAGCAGCAGCAGCCUGACGCGUGCCCGUGGCAGCAGAGCGCACACGCGGGGCCCCAGCAGCAGGUGUGGGCACCCGCACAGCAGGGCUGGCAGCAGCAGCUGCCCGGCGCAGAGCAGUUGAGAGCGCUAACCAUGCCCGGCACAGUGGUCACGACCUGGCAGCAGCAGCAGCAGCACCAGCAGCAGCAGCAGCAGCAGCAGCAGCCCUCGACGCCGGGCACACCGCUGACGCCGACGCAGCUUGGGGUGCAACAGCCGCAGCGCAUGGCAACCGUUUUUAUGCAGAGCGUGCAAAACGCGGCUGGCGGCUCAUCGUCCCCUAUGGCUGGGACGACAGUCUACCAGGUGGCGUGGCCCGAACAGCCUCAGCACGCCGCGACCUGGCAGCAGCAGCAGCCGCUGCUGCUGCAGCAGCAGCAGCAGCAGCAGCAGGUGCCUCAGCAGCACUUGCCCCAGCAGCAGUCACACAUGCCGCUGCCCGUGUGGCAGCAGGUCUGGCAGCAGGGGCGCCAGCAGCAGCAGCAGCAGCAGCAGCAGCAGCAGCCGCAGCAAGCGCAGCAGGGGCAGCAGCAGCAGCAACAGCAGCAGCAGCAGCAGCAGCAGCAGCAGCAGCAAGCACACCAGGGGCAGCCACAGGCACAGCAGCUGGUGUUGGCCGCCGCGCAGCUGCCGGUCACAGGGCCCUGCUACAGCCAACCAUCUGUGACCAGCUGCUUGCCUGUCUCGCACAUGCAGCAGCUGGCGGCGGCUAUCGGUGCUGUUGGCGCCGGCCCGGCAUGCGGCGGCAUGCAGCAGCAACAGCAGCAGUGGCAGCUGGGGGCGCUCGAGCCGCAGCUGCAACAGCAGGCGCCUGUGCUGGCGGUGCGUCCUUUGCAGCCGUCUCCUGCGCAUCAGCAUUUCGAGCAGCCGGUUGGCACCUGCCACACCCAACAGCAGCAGCAGCUGCAGCAGCAGCAGCAGCAGCAGCAGCAGCAGCAGCAACAGCAAGCAGAUGAUCCCCAGGAUCUCCUGCACCAGGUCCUGGUCUCGGCUGGCGUGAUAACGCCAGAUCAGAUCCAGGGCAUGCUUCCUGGAUCCCUGGCAGAGCUCGUCAAACAAGCCCUCAUGCGUGUCGGCACCACCACCAACGACGCCGCGCCUGCCCCUGCGGCCCCGCCGCCUGCGCCCGCACCUGCAGCCCCUUCGCCUGCCGGCCCGCCGAGCGCCGGCCUGUCGCCCGGCGCGGGCGCGCCGGCGCACUCGGCGGCUGGGCCCAGCGCGGCGGCGGCCGCGGCGGCGCAGCAGCAGCAGCAGCAGCAGCAGCAGUGCGGCGGCGACACCAUCAGCCGCUGGAGCUCGGCUGCCAGCUGUGACAUCACCACUGAGCAGCUGGUCGGCCAGCUGGGAGCCGCCGCCGGCGGCACGCAGCAGCAGCAGCAGCAGCAUCGGCAGCAGCAGCAGAUGGACCCACGCCCGCAGCCGCAGGGGAUGGGCGCGGCGGCGGGCGACGCCGUGGCCGGCGGCAUGCGGCUGCAGCCCCUGGGCCGACCGGACGCGCCGCUACAGCGGCUGGCGGCGCAGAACUCGCCGCAGCCGGCCGCCCAGCAGGGCUGA